This is a messenger RNA of Caretta caretta (loggerhead turtle), 2377 nucleotides long. NCBI's taxonomy places the organism in Eukaryota, Metazoa, Chordata, Testudines, Cheloniidae. The record is from RefSeq and is a predicted model, not a curated record.
AUGAUGCAAAGCUCAGCACUCACUACAGAAGGUUCUGUCAAGGGGCUUCCAGAGAUUCUUGGUGUGCCAAUGCAACAGAUUCCCCAGUGCGCCGGCUGCAACCAGCACAUCCUGGAUAAAUUCAUCCUGAAAGUCCUCGACAGGCAUUGGCACAGCUCCUGCCUCAAGUGCGCAGACUGCCAGAUGCAGCUGGCGGACAGGUGCUUCUCCAGAGCCGGGAGCGUCUACUGUAAGGAAGACUUCUUCAAGCGUUUUGGUACGAAAUGCACGGCCUGUCAGCAAGGAAUCCCCCCCACCCAGGUGGUCCGGAAAGCCCAGGACUUUGUCUAUCACCUGCACUGCUUUGCCUGUAUCAUCUGCAACCGCCAGCUGGCCACAGGUGAUGAGUUCUACCUCAUGGAAGAUGGGCGCCUGGUGUGCAAGGAGGACUAUGAGACAGCCAAGCAGAAUGAUGAUUCAGAAGCUGGAGCCAAGAGGCCACGAACAACCAUCACAGCCAAACAGUUGGAAACGUUAAAAAAUGCCUAUAAAAACUCCCCCAAACCCGCCAGGCACGUGCGGGAGCAGCUGUCCUCGGAAACGGGGCUGGACAUGAGGGUGGUGCAGGUCUGGUUUCAAAACAGGCGGGCCAAAGAAAAACGGCUGAAGAAGGAUGCUGGGCGGCACCGCUGGGGCCAGUUCUACAAGAGCGUGAAGAGGACCCGUGGGGGCAGCAAACACGAGAAGGAGAGCUCUGCGGAGGACUGUGGGGUUAGUGACAGUGAGCUGAGCUUCCGAGAAGAUCAGAUCCUCUCUGAGCUUGGCCACUCCAACAGAAUUUACGGAAAUGUUGGGGAUGUUGCUAGUGGACAGUUAAUGAACGGAAGCUUCUCCAUGGAUGGGACAGGACAAUCUUACCAGGACUUGAGGGAUGGAAGCCCCUAUGGAAUUCCUCAGUCUCCAUCUUCCAUAUCGUCCCUUCCUGCCCAUACUCCAUUGCUCAAUGGUCUGGAUUACACAAUGGACACUAAUUUGGGAAUAAUAGCACAUGGAGGGCAAGGGGUGAGCCAGACACUCAGAGCAAUGGCUGGGGGACCAACCUCCGAUAUUUCUACAGGAAGCAGUGUUGGCUAUCCAGACUUUCCAACAAGUCCUGCCUCUUGGCUUGAUGAAAUGGAUCAUCCUCCUUUUUAAGCAUCUCCUGCUCCCCACCCUGUCCCCCUCGUUCUUUUGGCCUGAAAGUGUGCUCAAACUAGCAAAAGAGACAACAAGCGAUCUUCAAGCAUCCCAGACAUACCACACCAGAAAAUUUCCAUUAUUUUCAAUGGGAAUCCACCACUGGUUCCUGGAGGGUUGUGAGAUGAUAGCGUGGUGUUUUUUCCCUUUUUCACUUGGGGAGUGGGUGAGCAGGAGACAUCCUUCUGAAUACAGCACACUGGCAUACAGUAUCUGAUUCUAGGUUUUCAGGCUCAUAGUAAAAUACAAACUCAUUGAUUCUCUCCAGGUCAAAGACUCUUUGCUGUUGAGUGCUUUUGAAGCACACGUUGGCUGGCUCAGCAGAUCUGGGCGAUUAUGAACUCCAGGUCAGUCGGUGCUCUCUUACUUGGAGUUGAACGAAUUAUAAAUGCCUCCAAGCCCCUUGCUCUUAUCAUGAAUUGCCUGUGCACAGGCAGUUGAACUGACCUUCCCCAUAGCUAUAGAAAUGCAGUGUUUACAAAGCCAGGCCAUGCUUACCCAGCACUAUACCAUGGUCAGGGGUCUGACCCGAAAGGGCGAGUAAAUAAUGACAACCCUGGGGGAGAAAAGCUAUCGAGAUUUUUUCCGUAUAAAAAUGUGAUUGUCCUCCCUUCCCCACUGAAUAUUACCAUUGGCUCUUUGCAUAAAAAAGUUCAUGAAUGAGGUUGAAUGGAUAUCAGGGCAAGCUGCAGUCCUACUGCAAGCAUUGUGUCAAAGUACUAGACAGGUACCAUGGGUGAAAGUUACCCAUGUGCAGCGGGACAGCACAAGGGCUAUGUGCCACUUAAGCCCUCAGUAUUAGGCUAAGUGGUGCAACGACUUUGUACUGACCCCUCUGCAUAAGGGUGAGCUUCUACACUGGACAAUACCUUGUGUUAGAACGUGUUAACCCCUCAAUAACGGCAGUGUUCAGAAUCAUGUCAGUGGUCAUGAGUAACUGCGCUCUGGAAAUGACAUUUAUCAGCUGAUUAUGAUUCUAACCCCAACAGUCCUUGUCCACAUUGACUGCUAACAUGUUUUACAUCAUUACUGUUUAUAUUACAGUAGGGCCCAGAGGUCUCAUUGUGCCAGGUACUGUACAGAUAAUCCCUGUCCCAGCGAGGUCUCAGUCUAACUAAGGAAGACAGACCAUGUGUGGGAGGGGAAACAGAGGUGAAGGGAU